AUGGCAAGAACUACUAUGAUUACGACUACAACUACAAGUUCGACAAUAAUAGUACCACAUGGUAAAUCACCGAAUACUAUCUGUAGUGGAUUUAUUGAUAUAAAUGGCAUUUGGAAUAAUGGUUUUGUUUGUCCAGUGCAAAAUUUUAUUCAAUAUUUUUGUUGUGAAACAAAUACAUAUCAUUAUUGCUGUGCACUGGAUCAUUAUUUAUCAGAAAGAAAUUCUCAUAGUGAACAAACUUAUAUGUCUGGUCAAUAUCAACCAUCAAAUCAUAUUAUAAUUAAUGAAAAUUAUAAUAAUUCAUUUAUUAAUAGAUCUAAUAUUAUAGAUAAACAAUUUGAACAAUUUCAAAAAGUUUUUAUACCAAUUUUUUUACUUAGUUCAAGUAUUCUUUUUCUUAUUGGUAUAGCUAUAUGGUUUUGGUUAUAUAAACAUAAAGCAUUCUAUGCAAUGGAACGAGAUAAUUUUAAUAAAAAAAAUCAAACAUCAUCAAGAUCAUCGCAAUCAAUGUUUAAUAAUUUUUUAAACAAAAAGGAAAACAAUAUUCAUAUAAAUAUGAAACCCGACGUUCAACGAAUAUCAUAUCCAUCAACGGAAGUUUAA
This is a messenger RNA of Rotaria sp. Silwood1, 603 nucleotides long. The record is from the annotation of a GenBank genome assembly. Lineage: Eukaryota; Metazoa; Rotifera; Eurotatoria; Philodinida; Philodinidae.